UUGAUGCGGACUCGGCUGGACCCUCUCGUUCAACCAGGCAUAGUAUCAGCCCAUACUCACAUUUUCGGCGGUUCGAAUCGCGUCACCGCCGACGCCAACUUUGCCAGUAUUACUGCGGCAGAUUGUACUACCGCACCCAUUACUAUCGACAAGUCCCUAUACUGGGCGCCCAUACUCUACUACAAGGACGAGCAGUCCAAAUACCACGUGAUGAGUGGAGAUGGCCUAGUCACAUAUUGGUUCUACCAUAUCGGAAAGGACGAUCCAGACUCAUUCCCAGAGCUGCCGGACGAUUUCCGGAUGGUCGCGGGCGACAUGAAGCGGAACUCCCUGGAUCUGAGCAGAGCGCCCGAUCAGGCUGUGACGUUCCAAUGCUUUGGACCGGGCUACUCGAUGCGACUACCGUAUAUCCCGGCUGACUUUGAAUGCGAAACGAUCCGUCCACAGGUCUCCUUCCCCAACUGCUGGGAUACCAAAAACGCGUACAAGUCCGACAACAGCCAUGUAGCCUAUGGAGAGGGGGACUACAUGUACGGAAAGUGUCCGCCUGGGUUCAAGCGGAUCCCGACGCUCUUCCUCGAGACCGUAUACAAACCAGCUCUGAUGCUUGGCGCCAAGUACAAGUGGCGAGCGGGCUCCCUCGUUUUCUCUUAUGGUGAUAACUUUGGUCUGACCUUCCAUGCGGACUGGAUGAAUGGCUUCCCGAAAGGCGCGCUCAAUAAGGCAUACGACGAGUGCAAGAACACCCUCGACGGGCAAGUGACUUCAUGCCCGUACUUCCAAAAAUCUAUCCAGGCGGAGCCAGCUCGAGACUGCACCGUUCAGGGCAAUAUCGUCAACGAGGCAGUAGGUAUCCAAGCUCCACUCGACCACCUUCCCGGCAAUAACGUCGAAUACAACUCGUCCGCACUCGCCAAUUUCCCCAAGAAGCCCGAUCCGGCAUACGUCGAGAAGUCUAAAGUCGUCAAGAUCGAGUCGGCCAACAAGGGGACCUGCAAAUCGCAGAUAUGUCAAGAUUACAGCGGACCG
Messenger RNA from Dioszegia hungarica, 1029 nucleotides. RefSeq lists its product as uncharacterized. The transcript has 10 exons. The annotation marks the transcript as partial. Lineage: Eukaryota; Fungi; Basidiomycota; Tremellomycetes; Tremellales; Bulleribasidiaceae. The record is from RefSeq and is a predicted model, not a curated record.